Molecule: messenger RNA, 1749 nt
Organism: Brassicogethes aeneus
Lineage: Eukaryota; Metazoa; Arthropoda; Insecta; Coleoptera; Nitidulidae
Source: the annotation of a GenBank genome assembly
CUUAAAUCUGGAUUUUAUGAAAUAAUUUACUUUAUUUACAUUUGAUGCCACAAUAGUUAUAAACAAUUGUUGUUUAACAUGUAAAGUGCUUUAAUAUCAAAUGGCGAAAACAUAUCAAAAUGAUAUAGCGAUAAACGAAAUUGACCAUAAAGAAAUCGAAUUUUUGGGGCCCAUUGGAGAAGGAGCUUUUGGCGUGGUACACAAAGGUUUCUGGAAGGAAAAAUAUGUAGCUGUUAAACGAUUAACCCGAGAUGCAGAAAAAAAAGCCUUUUUAAAGGAGGUUUUACAAUUAUCAAGGGUAGAACAUGAUAAUAUCGUUAAAUUAUAUGGGGCUUCAACGGCCCCCAAUAACUUUUUACUAGUCAUGGAAUAUGCAGAAGGUGGUUCUCUGUAUAAUGUUUUACACUCAUCGGCUAAAAUAAAAUAUACACUUAACCAUGCAAUGAGCUGGGCUUACCAAUGUUCUAAGGGUGUUGAAUAUCUACAUGCAAUGAAGCCAAAGCCAAUAAUACACAGAGAUUUAAAACCUCCUAACUUAUUACUAGUAAUGGGUGGAACUAGGCUUAAAAUAUGUGAUUUUGGUACAGCAGCAGAUAAAAACACAUACAUGACAAAUAAUAAAGGUUCCCCUGCCUGGAUGGCCCCUGAGGUUUUCCAAUCGGACAAAUACACGGAAAAAUGCGAUAUUUUUAGUUGGGGCAUCAUUUUGUGGGAAGUUUUGUCUAGAGAAAAACCCUUUCAAAAUAAAGGUACAGCCCUUGCCAUAAUGUGGGCUGUGUUUAAUGGAAAUCGACCUCCGUUAAUAAGAAAUUGCCCAAAACCUAUAGAACAACUUAUGGUGGAUUGUUGGGACAAAUGUUCAGAAAAUAGACCAAGCAUGCAACAAGUUGUUGAGCGUAUGGAGAAAAUUUGCUGCCUUCUGUGCACGGCGGACGAGCCGAUUUUCAUGCCGGAAGAUUAUUACGACGUCGAAGAUGAAGACGAUGAAGAACAGAUCGACGAAGAAGAUGGAAUUUCUAGUCAAUUUAACACGACGGAAGUUAAGAGUUCCGUUGAGUCUGUGAAAACCACCUUACCUCAGCCUAGCGGCGAUAUUAAACCGUUGGAGAUACAGGUGGAUCCGAAUGCCUGGGAUUUUGAACGAAGCUAUGAUAUGCAUACCAUGCCUGGUUUUGAUAAAGCAGAGUGGAGAAAUCGUUCCUCCAACAUACAGGCGCGUAUUCAGGAAAGUUCGUCAAGCAGGACCUCAGAUGACGAUGACAUGUUGGUGUUUAUGGAAUAUUUGGAGCCCCAUUUAAGGCCGGUUUUACCUGAGGAGGGUAACCCCCAAUCAAUGUUGCUUUACAAGGAACAUAGCAAAUUAGCACAAGACUAUUUAAAGGUACAAUCAGAACUAGUCAUGAUAGGACGAGAAAUGCAAGACUUCCAAGACCUAGAAAGACUGGAAGAUGAAGAAAACGAAAAAGAACUGCAAAAACUUCAGCAAGAGAAAGAAUCACUUUUAGUAGCCCGACAGAUGCUCCAAGAAGAAAAUCAAAUGGGUAGAAACCCGGGUUCCGGAAAUUCUAGAGACCCAGAGGGAUGGGUUGUUAUAAAUAACACCCAACCUAGUUAAAAUUAAAUUAAUUUUUAUUAUUAGUUUUAGUGUUUUUAUAUUAUACAUACAAAGUUCUAUUUGUUUAGUUUGUAAGAAAAAAAUUGUGAGUUUUUUAUUGUAUAUUUUUAUUUUUAAGAUAACAUAAACGUUUU